AUGAAAACUCAAGCAAUCCUACUCUUGCACCUGAUUCUAAUUGCUUCAGCUUCAAAAACAGUUUUCCAAAGCGCAAUAGAGCUUAAAAAAAAUCCUGUCUUUCGUCCCAUAGCUGAUGAAGAAAUAUUUUCAGAUGAUCCACCAAGUAUUAUUUAUAUUAGAUUUUAUUCAGUUGAGUAGCAGAACUUCUGAGGUCAAUAACGAUAAUUUAUUCCAUAGAAAUAAAUUAGCGGUAGUAGGAAUUCUUUCAUUUAUUUCAGUUUUAGUGUGCUGCGGUUUAAUCCAAGUUGUGGCUCAUUUGAGUAAGCGAACAAAUAUAGAGUAUUUGACAAUGAAAGAUAACUAUAAGCAAUAUCAAGGAUUGUUGAAAUUCAAAGAAUUUUAUAAGAGCUAUUCGAAGGAAAAUUUUAGGAAAUAA
Blepharisma stoltei is the source of this 418-nucleotide messenger RNA. The record is from the annotation of a GenBank genome assembly. Lineage: Eukaryota; Ciliophora; Heterotrichea; Heterotrichida; Blepharismidae.